UCCCCCAAGCUAACAGGCUAAGCUAGCUCGGCUAGCUCGUCCCUCACAGGAACUCCUUGAGACGCACCGGCUUCAUCAGCAUCCCGGUGCCGUUCGGACUGAACCGACUCCCCGUGAACCUCUCGGCACCGACAGACCUCCUCACCCCGACGGGACGCAGAGUCGCGGCUCCACCGACCCGACGAGCGAAGAUGAUUAAGCUCUUUUCCCUCAAGCAGCAGAAGAAGGACGAAGAGUCUGCGGGAGGGAACAGGACCGGGUCCGGGGGCAAGAAGGCCAGCGCGGCCCAGCUGCGGAUACAGAAAGACAUCAAUGAGUUGAAUCUGCCCAAAACGUGUGAGAUCAACUUCCCCGAUGACGACGACCUCCUGAACUUCAGACUCAUCAUUUCCCCAGACGAGGGCUUUUACAAAGGAGGGAAAUUUGUCUUCAGCUUUAAGGUAGGACAGGGUUACCCCCACGACCCCCCCAAGGUAAAGUGUGAGACGAUGGUGUAUCACCCCAACAUCGACCUGGAGGGGAACGUAUGCCUAAACAUCUUAAGAGAGGACUGGAAGCCUGUGUUGACAAUAAACUCCAUCAUCUACGGCCUACAGUAUCUAUUUCUAGAGCCGAACCCCGAGGACCCAUUGAACAAGGACGCAGCAGAAGUCCUGCAGACGAACCGGCGGCUCUUUGAGCAGAACGUCCAUCGUUCUCUGAGGGGCGGCUACGUUGGCGCCACCUACUUCGAGAGGUGUCUGAAAUAACUCGGCGGCCCGAUUCUACCCCUCCCCCCACACUCCUCACCCCCCCCCAGCAAAAACAGGAGCUGCAGCGACAGAAAGCAGCACGCCAGAAGACGCUUUUCUGUUUUAAAACAAAAGAAGAAACCACCCUUCCUCACCUCCCCCCUCCUGUCCUCCCAUAUUUCUUUCUGUUUUACUUACAAGGCAACAUGAAACCGUUUACACGCCACCGGGGGACGCCGACACACGACACACAGCAGAACUGGACUCAAAGAAUCGGCUGACGGCGGCCGGGGGGGGGGGGGGGGGGGGGGGGGUCAGUGAAUGUUGCUUGGGUAAGUCGAUGAUUUGCCACGACGAUGAUGACACGAUUUUCUUUUCUUUUUAUUUUGUGUGUUGCGAAGUCAGAGGGUCACGCCCCCUCCUUCACGCUGCCAGUUAAUCGUUCGUUACAGCAAACUCCAAACUCACCAGGAACGCCACAGGGGGUGGGGCCUCUAAUGGAAGUGGGAGGGGCCUAGAAUUACAGUAAGAGGGUCUUUCAGUCCCAUCAAGAGCAGAAGAGCCUUAAAAAGUCCCUCAAAACACAAGUUCCCUUCUGGAAAGAAGUUAACUGUUUUCAAGCGGCGGUAACUCAGCUGUAGAUAUGUCAUAAGUGGGAGGGGCUAAUUGCCUUCAAAAGUUCCUUAAAGUAAGACUGAAACAUAUUUUUAAACUUGCGAUGAAUCGACAGCUGAAAGUAUAGUAACGUCAGCGCUGGGAGGAGCUUCAGAGUUGGGUGGGCGGGGCCUAUUUGAGGGGCGAGGACCAUCAGUGGAAGCAGGUGUGGCUUAAAUAGUUCCUAAAGACCUCGAUAGUUUCCAGCCUGCGAUGACUCAACAGCUUUGGAUUUGUGUCCCUCAAGGGGGAGGGGCUUGUUAGUCUGCAGUUGGUCACAUGACGCUGACAGGUGGAGGUGAAUUAGAACUCUGUUUGGAAUUUGCUGCUAAAUCUUAAAAAUACACUGAGCGUCAGGGGGCGGAGCGUCGUGUCAAGUGGGCGGGGCUGUGGGAUAUUGUGUUUAAAGGGGUGGAUGGGUGGGGUUUGAGGGGAGCUUUUGGUUUUCAUUGGGGGUAAGUUGUGGGUGGGGUCAGAGGGGAGGGGCUUAAAAUGUUACAAUUCUAUUGUGUAUAUUGAAACCCCCAGCUGUUCACAUUGACUGCAAUAUGAUUUAUGUUAAAUAAAAUAUAAACUUGAA
Cyclopterus lumpus (lumpfish) is the source of this 1965-nucleotide messenger RNA. RefSeq names its product ubiquitin conjugating enzyme E2 M (gene ube2m). The transcript is spliced from 6 exons. The record is from RefSeq and is a predicted model, not a curated record. NCBI's taxonomy places the organism in Eukaryota, Metazoa, Chordata, Actinopteri, Perciformes, Cyclopteridae. Bases 192 to 749 code for a protein of 185 amino acids.